Molecule: messenger RNA, 1038 nt
Organism: Branchiostoma belcheri (Belcher's lancelet)
Lineage: Eukaryota; Metazoa; Chordata; Leptocardii; Amphioxiformes; Branchiostomatidae
Product: reticulon-4 receptor-like 2
Exons: 1
Coding region: 1-1038 (345 amino acids)
Cellular component (GO): plasma membrane
Molecular function (GO): protein binding
Source: RefSeq, a predicted model, not a curated record
AUGGCGGCGCUUCUGCUAGUGUUGUUGCCGUGCCUGCUGUUCACCCAUGCGGCCGCUAGGUGUCCCACAGGCUGCACCUGUCAGCGGAUCACCGGUACUGUAGACUGCCGGGGAGCCCAUCUCAGCUUCAUCCCGUCCAAUCUCUCCGUCACCACGGAAUAUCUCGACUUUACCAACAACUCUAUAUCUAACGUCUCCAGGGGAGCUCUAGACGCGCUACAAGGGUUACAGUACCUCAUGUUAGACAGAAACGACAUCACAUACAUAGAAUGGGACUCGUUCAGAGCACUGACAAGGCUAAGCGAGCUACAUCUUGACCACAACAGUCUCAAAGAUGCAAGGAAGGAGAUGUUUUCUGGUCUGGGCAGACUCUCCUUGUUGAGUCUAUCUUCCAACCAGUUGGAAACGUUCAAUUUCCUCUACGCAAAGGAUCUGGACUAUCUAAAGAUUCUCAAACUAGAUAGAAACAAGCUGACGAGGAUCCCAGCUGGAGCUUUCAACGGUUUGAUCAACCUGCGGUAUCUACAUUUGGAGUACAACCAGGUGACGUACUUGGAGGAAUGGACGUUCGCUGGGUUGUGGAGUCUAGAGUUACUGUAUCUGAACGGCAAUCGGAUCAACGACACCUCCCAGCAAGCCUUUGCGGAACUGCAGAGCAUCCGCGCUCUGUACCUCGACGCCAACAACUUAGAGAACAUAUCCUUCGAAGUGUUCAAGAACAUCAAGACUGUUCACUUGGCUUUGCACUUGUCGCAAAACCCCUGGCACUGUGACUGCGACUUGCAGCGGACAUUCAGUAAGAUAUACCAAGUUACGAGGCUUUCUAUAGCGGACUAUCCGAACAUCACUUGUCACAAUCCGACCGAACUUCGUAACGUUCCGAUGAGGUCGGUUCGCCUGUGUAUCGCCGAGUUGGUGACCAUUCUCAUCAUCACGGCGACUGUCAUCCUCGCCACGAUCGCCGCCAUUUUCCGGGCUGCGAACAGCAGGAAAAGGAAGCUGAUGCGCACGCGCCACUGCCACGUCAGAGAUUACUAG